UGCAACUGAACUGAACAAUUGUACAUCUGUCUUUCAAAUAACGUCCUUUCCAAACUCUUUUAUACCCAAUCCGUCAAUAUGGUUUCCGGAAGCUGCAUGUGCGGUAACGUCGCGUACGAGGCGGCGGGCAACAGCGAGGGCAGCAUUCUCUGCCAUUGCGCCGACUGCCGCAAGAUUGGCGGAAGCGCGUUCUCCAGCAACGGCAUAUUCUCCGAGGACGGCUUCAAGGUCACCAAGGGCACGCCUAAGCAGCACAAGAAGGUGGCAGACUCUGGCAAGGAGAUCAUCUCCAACUUCUGCGGUGACUGCGGCUCUACCAUGUGGCGUGAAGGAGGCGCGUUCCCCGGCAAGCGCAUUGUCAAGGUGGGAACGCUCGACGACAAGAGUAUCCUCGACAACUUCAAGGCGGACGCCGAGCUCUACACCGACAUCCGACCCAAGUGGGUUGGAGCUCAGCCCGGCGCGGCGCAGAAGGCUACCAUGUCGUAGGCGAAAGACGUCCGGGUAGGCAUCGAAAUGAUACAACGUCUUAUUCUGAAUCCGAGCUUUCGGGCUCCUU
Molecule: messenger RNA, 559 nt
Organism: Parastagonospora nodorum SN15
Lineage: Eukaryota; Fungi; Ascomycota; Dothideomycetes; Pleosporales; Phaeosphaeriaceae
Exons: 4
Coding region: 79-489 (136 amino acids)
Molecular function (GO): carbon-sulfur lyase activity
Source: RefSeq, a predicted model, not a curated record